AUGGCACAAAAAAGAAAAAAUGAUAAAAUAGAAACAUCAAAAAAAGAGGAAAUUGAUCCAAGAUUUGUAAAUAAAUUCGAAGAUUUAGAAGAAAAUGAUUUUAAAGACGAUGACGAAGAUGAUUUUAUUAAUGAUGUAAAUGAAGGUGAAGAAGAAGAAGAAGAAGAAGAUAAUGAAGACAAUAUAGAAUUUAAUCAAGAAGAAGAUGAUGAAGAUGAGGAUGAUGAAGAAAAUAAAGAUAAUAAAAAUAAAAUUAAGAAAGUGAUUAAAAUUAAACCAAUGGAUAUUGAAAAAAUGAAGAAAUUAAAAGAACAAAAUGAAAAUAAAGGUAUAAUUUAUUUAUCAACAAUACCAUCAAGAAUGAAACCAGCAAAAUUAAAACAACUACUAGCUAAAUAUGGUAAAGUUACUAGAAUGCAUUUAGUUCGUGCAAAUGUUGAAAGAAAGAAUCACAGAAAUGAUAUGUUUAAAGAGGGAUGGAUUGAAUUCGAAGAUAAAGCAUUAGCAAGAAAGAUAGCAACAAUAUUAAACAAUAUACCAAUGGGUGGUAAAGCAAGAGAUAUUCAUAAAGAUUGUCUUUGGAAUCUUAGAUAUUUACCAAAAUUUAAAUGGCAUCAUUUACAAGAUAAAUUAGUCUCACAAAGAAUGGAACGUGAUAAGAAAUUGAGAUUAGAGAUUAACCAAGUUCGUAAACAAAAUCUCAUUCUUCUCGAACAAGUUGAACUUUCAAAACAUGUCAAUCAAAAACAUGAAUCAAAAGGUAAACCAAUUAAAGAAAAGGUUGUUCGUACCUUUAAACAAAGAUCUUCUCAUGAAGAUUCUUUAAAUUCAAAUAUCUCUUCAAAAGUUUUAGAAAAAGUUGUUUCAAAUAAAAAACAAAAAAUAAAUUAA
Messenger RNA from Dictyostelium discoideum AX4, 891 nucleotides. It is a transcript of the gene esf2, whose product is annotated as RNA-binding region RNP-1 domain-containing protein. Lineage: Eukaryota; Evosea; Eumycetozoa; Dictyosteliales; Dictyosteliaceae. Gene Ontology annotation, cellular component: nucleolus. Gene Ontology annotation, molecular function: RNA binding; nucleic acid binding. The record is from RefSeq and is a predicted model, not a curated record. Bases 1 to 891 code for a protein of 296 amino acids. The transcript has a single exon.